AUGAGCUCUUCUCUCGAGGCUAAAAUUGUUGUCCUCGGCGCCCAAGGCGUCGGCAAAACCUCCCUUGUCGAUCGCUAUGUCAAGAACGACUUCAACCCCUCCGCUACAGCCUCGACUGUGGGCGCCUCCUUUGUGACGAAGCGCGUCCUCGACAGCUCCUCCGAUACCAUCGUUCGACUUCAGAUCUGGGAUACAGCCGGUCAGGAACGUUUCCGCAGCAUCUCUCGUCUCUACUACCGCGGCGCCAAUGCCUGCCUUCUCUGCUACGACAUUACCGACGAGCAAAGCUUCCAAGAAAUGACCGGCUGGCUAGCGGAAUUGAAGAAGAACAUUGUUGAAGACGACCCCAUUGUGAUUCACGUCGUCGGAACCAAAACCGAUAUUGUUACCCUUGAUCCCUCUCGGCGAAGAGUCCCCUUCGAACGCACCAUCGCCUACGAUAUCGGGUGGGAUUGUUGCCAUGAGAUUAGCGCCAAGGAUGGUGAGGGUAUCGAGGAGGUAUUCCGGGUCAUAACGCGGAAACUGGUCGAGCAGCGCAAUAAACGGGAAGCGGGAACAAGUUCAUCGCAGCGAUCAUCGACGGUUUUUGACGGAACGACGUCUUCUCUGACCCCCGGAAAUAUCGAUGGGAAUGGGAGCUUUCGCUUGGGGUACGGGGACAAACGCCGCAGCUGGUUAGGAUUUCCGCCCAGUAGUGUGGGGGAUGAAUUGGAAGAUAUUGUGGAGGGUCCUAAGCGAAAAGGAGGACAGUGUUGCUGA
This is a messenger RNA of Aspergillus niger, 759 nucleotides long. RefSeq lists its product as uncharacterized. The transcript has 3 exons. The record is from RefSeq and is a predicted model, not a curated record. The coding region runs from base 1 to 759 and encodes 252 amino acids. Gene Ontology annotation, molecular function: GTP binding; GTPase activity. Gene Ontology annotation, biological process: intracellular protein transport. Gene Ontology annotation, cellular component: endomembrane system. NCBI's taxonomy places the organism in Eukaryota, Fungi, Ascomycota, Eurotiomycetes, Eurotiales, Aspergillaceae.